AAUUACUUAAAAAUGGAUCGAAAAAUGAUGUAUGCAUUUAGAGGAUGGAUUGCUUUUGUAGCCUUCAUGGAUUUCGGUACCGCAAUUAGAAGUUACAUAGAAAAAAGAUCUUUUUUAAGCAAAACUAUUUUAGAACCUAGCGAAUUUAUAGAUGAGGAAUACACUACGUCAAGAAUUUUAGGAAUUUAUUCAAUAUUAAAGUCUAUAGCCUUAGUUCACUGCACUUUAUUUAUACAUUAUAAACCUAUAGUCAGCAUGGGUAUUUGUUCGUUAGCAAUCACAAUUAUUUUAUACUUAAGCGAAACACUGUUCUUUAGAUCUGCCACCUUAAACUUUUAUGUGGUAUUCCCUUGCAUUUUAAACAUGGUAACUCUCGGAGGUCUUAUUUACUUGCCGAUAAAAGCAAAACUGUGGGAUCCUGGCUGUGACGACGAUGAAAAUGCUCAUUUACUCCGCCAAGCAGGGGCUUUAAGAAGGAGAAGGGCUCGAAAAAAUAAUUAGACUAAUUAUCAACGCCAAAUAUAUCAAUACUAGUCAUUUACAAUUGUAUUUAUUAAUAAUAUUUAGGAAAGUGCAAUAAUAUUUUUUACACGCUGUUUGAGGACUGUUAUAUAAUACUUAUUAACUAGGCUUAAUCAAGUUUUUAACGAUUUUAAAAUACAAAUGUUAAACUGCCAA
This is a messenger RNA of Brassicogethes aeneus, 678 nucleotides long. The record is from the annotation of a GenBank genome assembly. Lineage: Eukaryota; Metazoa; Arthropoda; Insecta; Coleoptera; Nitidulidae.